AUGGGCAAGGUGUUAGUAGCAAUUAACCCGCGCAACUUAGCGCUAACAUCGGACCUUCAGCCCAAAGUGGCACCGUAUAUGUACACCAUUAAUUGGUGGUUUCUAGAAAACGGGGGAAGAUUGCACCCGAAGAUAGUAGCUACGUACGGCGCCGUCCACUCGGCGUCGCAACAGGCGCUAACUACCAACAUCAAAUCAGUGGCCUACCAUCCGCAGUUCAGCGAGAAGACAUUCUUCAACGACAUCGCCAUCUUGAAGACGGCCGAAGAGAUCCAACUGAGCGCGGUGGUCCGACCGAUCUGCAUCAACCUGGACCCAGCCGACUGGACGGGGAAAGAGGUCACCGUGGCCGGAUGGGGCAUACAAAAACCAGGGCGCAAGACACGAGUGUGGACCCUGUUUUAUGCAGAGAUGAAGCCCUCCGAGAAGCUCCGCUACACGAAGUUGACGGUGCUAUCCCAAGCAGAGUGCAAAACGAAGUUGAAGCUCUACAACUUUGACGAAAACACCAUGAUCUGUGCCUUCCAGGAGGACACGGACGCUUGCAAGGGCGAUUCGGGCUCCGGAUUGACGCACAGCAAUGGCCGCCAGGUCACCCAGAUUGCGAUAGUGUCGCACGGCGUGGGAUGUGCCGAGGGACUUCCGGGAGUUUACACUUCCGUACACAAGUUCAAGGAGUGGAUACGGUCGACCGUCGAGGGGGACAAGGGCUUCAAAGAUUUGUCAAACUAA
Molecule: messenger RNA, 732 nt
Organism: Ixodes scapularis (black-legged tick)
Lineage: Eukaryota; Metazoa; Arthropoda; Arachnida; Ixodida; Ixodidae
Product: vitamin K-dependent protein C-like
Exons: 4
Coding region: 1-732 (243 amino acids)
Biological process (GO): proteolysis
Molecular function (GO): serine-type endopeptidase activity
Source: RefSeq, a predicted model, not a curated record